AUGAUUCGCACGUAUUGGUGUGUCCUUCUUACUGCCCUCGCUCUCGCCGACGCUGCGCCGUGGGUCGUGCAGUCGAUCAAGCACUGGCCGACGUCACCGGAGCGCCAGCACAUCUUCCGAGCCUUGCGCCACCUGCACGAAGACACGUCGGACGCAGAUGACCCAUCGACGCGGGCGCCGCAGCACCAAGAAGGCUACGGUGGCGGGGGCUACGGCGGGGGCGGCUACGGCCUCGGCGGCUACGGCUAUGGCGGCAACCUCUCUCCGUUUGGGGGCGCCAACGCGAAUGCCGGUGCCGUCGCCAGCUCGUCGGCUCGGAACGAGGCCAGCUCGCUCAACAAGGCCAACGCGGGCACGUCGGCCGAGAAGAAAGCCGACCAAAGCGAUAUUUUUUACGAAAAGCUCAUCAUCUUCAAGAAGAGCCACAACCGCGUCAAGGAAGCGGCGGCGUCGGACCAAAACCACCUCAACAAGAACAGCGUGUCCCAGUCGGCCGAUCAGCUCAAGCUCGCCCAGCAGAGCCAAAACAUUAACUAG
Saprolegnia parasitica CBS 223.65 is the source of this 537-nucleotide messenger RNA. RefSeq lists its product as hypothetical. The coding region runs from base 1 to 537 and encodes 178 amino acids. The record is from RefSeq and is a predicted model, not a curated record. The transcript has a single exon. Lineage: Eukaryota; Oomycota; Saprolegniomycetes; Saprolegniales; Saprolegniaceae.